Messenger RNA from Oncorhynchus nerka (sockeye salmon), 6607 nucleotides. It is a transcript of the gene sema6d, whose product is annotated as semaphorin 6D. Gene Ontology annotation, cellular component: plasma membrane. The record is from RefSeq and is a predicted model, not a curated record. Gene Ontology annotation, biological process: axon guidance; neural crest cell migration; negative regulation of axon extension involved in axon guidance. NCBI's taxonomy places the organism in Eukaryota, Metazoa, Chordata, Actinopteri, Salmoniformes, Salmonidae. Gene Ontology annotation, molecular function: semaphorin receptor binding; chemorepellent activity.
UUUGCCGUGCAUUAGAUUGUUUUUCUGGCUGCCCACUGCAAGCUAACAGCGACCAGUUGGACUAUUCGUGAUUUUGUGAUUGUAUAAAAACUAAAAAGGAUUUAAAAAAUAUAUACCCGAUGAGGUAACAUCUUGUUGGGUGAGAACCAGGCAGGAAGGAGUGGUCUCAGACCAAAAGCAGCAACAGUCAUGGUUUGGAGAGCAGGCCUUCUGCUCAGCAUACUGCUAGCUACAGCCACACACACCAUGUCUGCCAGCUUCCCAGAGGACAGUAUACCCCUGGACGCUGUCGAUGCACACUUCUCGCGGCAGUACCCAGUGUUCCGAGGUCGUCCGUCGGGGAACGAGUCACAGCACAGACUGGACUUCCAACUGAUGACCAAGAUACAGGAUACACUGUUCAUCGCUGGCAGAGACCAGGUGUAUCUAGUGAGUCUCCGAGAAUCCUACAGGAAUGAGAUCAUUCCCUACAGGAAGUUAACAUGGAGGUCAGGCGAGGCAGACAGAAAGAACUGUGCCAUGAAGGGGAAACACAGAGAUGAGUGUCAUAACUACAUCAAGGUUCUGGUUCCCAGAAAUGAUGACCUGGUGUUCAUCUGUGGAACAAACGGCUUCAACCCCAUGUGCCGGUACUACAGGCUGGAUAACCUGGAGUUUGAUGGGGAGGAAAUCAGCGGACUGGCACGAUGCCCGUUUGACGCCAAGCAGACCAACGUCGCUCUGUUCGCUGACGGGAAGCUGUACUCGGCAACGGUUGCUGACUUCCUGGCGAGCGACGCAGUGAUCUACCGUAGUAUGGGUGACGGCUCGGCCCUCAGGACUAUCAAAUACGACUCCAAAUGGCUGAAAGAGCCCCAUUUCCUGCAUGCAGUGGAUUAUGGGAACUAUGUCUACUUCUUCUACAGAGAGAUCGCAGCAGAACACAACAACUUGGGCAAGGCCGUCUACUCCAGAGUGGCUCGUAUCUGUAAGAACGACGUAGGCGGGUCUCAGCGUGUGUUGGAGAAACACUGGACGUCCUUCGUCAAGGCCAGACUCAACUGUUCUGUUCCUGGAGAAUCGUUCUUCUACUUCGAUGUUCUACAGUCCAUCACUGACAUCAUCAACAUCAACGGAGUUCCUUCUGUGGUGGGAGUCUUCACUACACAGAUGAACAGUAUCCCAGGGUCUGCAGUGUGUGCGUUCUCCAUGGAUGACAUAGAGAAGGUGUUCAGAGGACGAUUUAAAGAACAGAAAACACCUGACUCUGUCUGGACCGCCUUCCCAGAGGAGAGACUGCCCAAACCCAGGCCAGGCUGCUGUGCGGGUCACGGCCAGGCUGAGUCCUAUAAGACCUCUAUAGAGUUCCCUGAUGAGACCCUCCUCUUCAUCAAGUCUCACCCCCUCAUGGACUCCUCCGUGCCUAACAUAGGAGACGAGCCCUGGUUCACCAAGACACGCGUCAGGUAUAGGCUGACAGCCCUGGCGGUGGACAACGCGGCUGGUCCACAUGGUAACUACACAGUGCUGUUCAUUGGUUCAGAGGCGGGUGUGGUGCUGAAGGUUCUAGCCAAGACUUCCCCUCUGUCCCCAAAUGACAGCAUCCUAUUGGAGGAGAUUGACCUAUUCAACAGAGCCAAGUGUCUGUCUAACAGUGAGGAUGACAGGCAUAUUUUGUCGCUCCAUGUUGACAGAGACACACACAGUGUGUAUGUAGCUUUCUCUAGCUGUGUGGUUCGCAUGCCUCUCAGCCGCUGUGAGCGACACACUAACUGCCACAAGUCUUGUAUAGCGUCCAGGGACCCCUACUGUGGCUGGAUGCCUCAUGGAGCCUGUGAGAGGAUCCUGUCUGGAGUUCUGUCUGGUUAUGAGCAGGAUGUAGAGUUUGGGAACACGGUUCAGCUGGGAGACUGCCAUGUGUUUUUGGCCACUACAUCAGCGACAGAUUACAAAUCAUUUGGUGACCCGACCUCUGACAUGGAGUUGUCAUCUACGUCAUUCACAGACCAGCCCAGUGGGCCCAUACACCCCCCAGUACCCCCAGUACUCACCCCCACCCUGAGCCCCCAUCCUGGGCUUGGUCCUGGGGAAGGGCCUGGGUUGGGGCCUGGGGCUGGUUUUCCAGACCUGUAUGGCUCAGGGUUUGUGCAGCAGGAUGACCCGGCCACCUCCCAUUCACUAGAGUCACUCCCAGGGGGCCUAGAGGGUGUGUGGGAGAUCCAGGCGGGAGAAGCCAAUCAGAUGGUCCACAUGAAUAUCCUGAUCAGCUGUGUAUUGGCUGCCUUCCUCCUGGGGGCGCUAGUGGCCGGCCUGGUGGUGUUCUGCUACAGAGACUCCUUCCUCCGCCACAAGCCCCGGCACGCCCACAAAGAUGCAGAGUCAGCCCCCUCCUGCAGCGACUCCACCGGAUCCUUCGCUAAGCUCAACGGGCUCUUCGACAGUCCUGUCAAGGAGUACCAGCCAAGUCUGGACUGUCCCAAGCUGUACACCAACUUACUGAGCAGUGGUAAGGACCUGACGCCUAACGGAGACACCAAGACCAUGAUCCUCCGGGACGGCUGUCAGCCCCCGGAGCUGGCCGCCCUGCCCACCCCCGAGUCUACCCCUGUGCUGCAGCAGAAAGGCCUGCAGCCAAUCAGGAACCAAUGGGAGCGAGCCAAUCACCACGGGAAGAUCAACGGAUCCAGGAAGAACUCCAACUCUACCUCCUCCUCCAUUGCCAAGAGUCCCCAGUUCCACCCCAGUUCCCCCCCUCCUCACCCCCAGCCCCACCCCCACCCUGCACUGGGACACUCCCACAUCCCCAGCGCCGUCGUUCUUCCCAACGCCACGCACGAAUACCGCAGUGGUUACCAUGGAAACCCGACCGACGACGUCACGCCGCCGCGCACCCUGGACAGGAAGCCAGAGAACAUGGAACACCUGCAGGCCACGCCCCCUCAUUCUAAAGGAAGCAGGAAGGAGCAGAAGAGGUCGCUGGAUGCCAGGAACACACUGAACGACCUGCUGAAGCACCUGAACGAUGCUAACACGGCUAACGCUAGCUCCAAGGUUAUCCUCCAAGAGGGGGCCGGCUCAGCACCCCGACCCAGCAGACAACACCUGAUGCUGGAGCCUCUAGGGGACAUCACUGAGGUUCCCCAGGUCCCCAGCCGAGAGGCCUCUCUUUACUCCCCCUCCUCCUCCUCCUCCCUGCCCAGGCACAGCCCCACCAAGAGGGUUGAUGUCCCACUGCCCUCCACCCCUAGCUCCCCCACAGGCAGCCUGGGUAUGGGAGGAAGCAUGAGCGGCACCCUGGAGAGGAGGUACGGCUCGCAUCACAGGAUCUCUUCUCACAGACACUCCCUCACCGCCACCUCUCCCAACGGGGUCAGUAUGGGGGUGUCGUUGUCCCACCAACACAGUAUGAACAGAGGGGGGUACAUGCCCCCCACCCCUCCCUCCAGACUGGACUCCCAGAGGGGGCUUCACUCCCCCCAUCAACACCCCCACCCCCCCUCCCUGUCCCGCCAGAGCAGCUACAGUGGGCACGGCUCGCUCCCCCGCCAGGGGCUUAAACGAACCCCGUCCCUAAAGCCUGACGUCCCCCCUAAACCCAACGCCUUCACCCCACAGACUCCUCAGAUGAGGGUGGUCAACAAGUACAGCUACUAGGACACUAUAGACACUAUGGAGUGUACUACCAAGUGUACUAACUGGGACGGGGCAGGGGCACUACUGAGUGUGCUCUAGAGCCAGACUGGUUGUGAGAAGGCUUAGGGAGAGAGUAGGACCAUGUGUGUGUCGGGGUGUGUUCCCCGUGGAAUGAUUCAUUCCUUCACUCUAAAAAGAGAAAAUCACACCAGAUGUGACGUGGAGGUCUGUGUCUUGUCUUGUGGCUCCAUGUUUCUCUCCAUCUCACAACACACUGGUCAGUCUCCUCUAACCCUGACCCCUGGCCCUGACUCACUAACCCCAGCCCAGCCCCAGGACAUAAGGCAGGGUGGGGGUAGAUGGGUGUAGGGGUCCUGUAGGGGACUAGCGUGGCCCCCAGUGUGUAGCCUGGCCCUAUGAUCCCGAAGGUGGACGGUACGAGGUCUAACUCCGAGAACUACUUGAAGAAUGGGUCUGAUGUCUCACUGUCACUAAGCACUGUCUGUUUGUGUCACAAAUGGCACCUUAUUCCCCUUUGUUGUCAACUACUUCUGACCACGGCACAUAGGCCUGGUUGUACCUAGUGCACUAUAUAGGGACUAAGGGUGCCAUUUGGGGGACACCCUCUGUCUUCCCAUGAAUGUGAACUGGACUGAACUGAACAAGGAGGAGGAAUACAAUAGAACUGUUUGUAUCUUAUCUGUCUGACUGAUGGGGGAGAGCAGUGAGGAGACACACUAAACAUAGUGUCCCUUUAGUGUCCCUUUAGAGGUAUUUAACACAACUAUAAAGACUGAGGAGGAAGGAAGGCAACAGAGAGAACACCACUGUGUGUCAGCUGGAGGGUAAAACCCAAUGUACAGCAAAAAACACACACACACACACACACACACUUUGCUUGGGGAGGUGAAAGGCCUGGCUGCCUACGUACCCUAACAGGGACCCUCUGUAACUCACUGGGAUAUCUACUAAACACGUUUGCUGCUAUUGGUUUAUGAUGAGUAAUGUAUGUUGAGUGUAUUUAGUCCUCUUAUGUGUCUGUACCCUACAGCUGCCGUUGUCUCCUGACGUGUGUGUGUGUGUGUGUGUGUGUGUGCGUACAGACCAUGCAAUUCAAUGCACUGUUAUAACAGGCUCCAGUGACAUCAGAGUCCUCUAUCAACACAUACCACUCUUCUCCUGUCUCACACAGACACACAGAUACAAACGGGCGAUGCAGAGACCUUUCCUCCAGUCUUUCAAUGUAGCAGAGUGGUAUUUAGAAACAUUUCAUCCAACCCACUUCAACAGGCUGGUGUUGUUUUGGUUUUCUUUAUUUUAUUCAGAAAUGAAAGACGUAAACAUUUUAAGCAACACCAAUGGGUUUAGUUCUGUCAGGUUGAAAUGGCAUCCUGUAACAUGUCUGUCUGUCUCACCUGCCAACUGCAUGUCCAUCACUAGUGUUAGUCUCUGUGCUCCGUUGGGAGUUCACACACUGCUCUCUGUGUGGUAGUUGCCCCAAGGUACAGAUGCAGGAUCAGCUUACCCUCUCUCAAACCUAAUCUUAACCAUUUCCAGGGUAACUGAUCUUAGAUCUUCGGUUCUCUGGUUGCCAUUUUGGUUCCAGAGGCAGUGUUGUGUUUGCAGUUUCCCAGUGAGUGACAAGUGUACAAUCACACCAACAUCUACCAAUGUGUCCUACCGAGUCAUGCUGGUAAUGACAAGAUACUGUACAUAUUAUAAAUAUAUGAGUAUACAUAUUUUUAGGCCAGUUAACCCCAAUCUGUGCAUCGUGUGCCUUAUUCAACGAAUGAUCGAUAUACAGAAAUAUUGAGGGAAAAAAGUGAUUUGGUCCUGAAUGUCAUUAUUGUUACAAUAUAACCUAAGCAACUCUGAUUAUUUUAAUUCAGAGUGAAAUUUGUGUUCUGCAUUUCAAUUUGUAUUUAUCUACCAAACUGCAGUUAUUUUGAUUCUAGAACUAAGAGUCGGUUUAGUCACCAACAUUCCAUUACAAAAUGCAGGCUGAAGCAAAGCAUGCUGGGAUUACAGUAUCCGUAUAUGACCUCAUGAAGAAGAAGGCUGCUGAUAGACCAAGCUGAGGUUCCAUGCAGUGAAUGUACUAUUAUGGCAUGGGGAUGUAGACUGACUCUUGUCUUUUCUCUAAACGCUUUGCUUCAAAACACUCAGCUCAACAUGGCACUAUACAGCCAAUAUACAGGAAACAGUCAAUACAGUACUCAAUAAACCAUCCAACCCAGUAUUAAGGUAAACACUCAGCUCAACAUGGCACUAUACAGCCAAUAUACAGGAAACAGUCAAUACAGUACUCAAUAAACCAUCCAACCCAGUAUUAAGGUAAACACUCCGGGUAAUUAUUAUAGAUCAAAGAUGUGUAUCUAAUGGCUUAAUGAACUGUUCCAUUAGAGUGAGCAGUGGUCAUGUGACCGGGACAUGUAUAACAACAGGAUGUGGGUCAGAUCUCACAUUGACAAUGAGGUUCAUGAUUUGGGUACAUUUACUUUAUUUGGGGAAUUAAUUUGUCUGCCUGUUUGGAACCCGAAGCCACAUUGUGUUUCAAAAAGAUAAUGGUAUUAAUUAAAGUCUGUUGUCUAUCAGUCGUCCUCUGCUAACCAGCGUUUGGGCUCACACACACACACACACACACACACACACACCUGUUCCAUGCGUCCAGACAGGCUGUGCUCAGCUGUCUUGUGCAUUGCCAUAUUGACCUGGGUCUUUGUGUUGCAGUGUCAGUCUAAAGCCUUCCUACCCUCCUGUCUAUCUAUGCUCUGUGUGUGCAGAUGAACCAGCCUCGUUGACAUUACCUUUCUAAUACUGUUCUGAUUGGACAGUAAGCCCUCCUGAUGUUUGUUCAGAGUGUUUGUAGAUAUGUUGUAAAGUUGGAACUGUGAAUGUGUACAAAAUGAUCGUCUUUUGUUUCAGGACUUCUUGUUGAAUUUUUUUUAACACGGCAUGUAUAGUUGAAAUAAAAUAUUACUGCACAGAAUUCUGA